AUGCCCAGCUCGGAUCUGUGGGCGGUGGAUCUCUUCGGGAGGGUGUUCACACUGUCCACGGCCGGGCGGCACUGGGAGCUGUGCAGGGACGCCCAGCUGGAGUUCAAGCGGGUCAGUGCGGCCGCGCCGUGCUGCUGGGGCAUCGCCUGCGACAACCAGGUGUACGUGCACGUGGGCGCCAGCGACGUCCCCAUCCGCUGCCGGGAGGAGGCCUAUGAGAAUCAGCGCUGGAACCCCGUGGGCGGCUUCUGUGAGACGCUCCUGCCGAGUGACCGCUGGCCGUGGAGUGACGUGAGUGGGCUCCAGCACCGGCCGCUGGAUGGGGUGGCGCUGCCCUCGCCGCAUUGGGAGUGGGAGUCGGACUGGUACGUGGAUGAGAAUUUUGGAGGGGAACCCACAGAGAAAGGGGGGUGGACAUAUGCCAUUGACUUCCCCGCCACGUACACGAGGGACAAGAAGUGGAACUCCUGCGUGCGGCGCCGGCGGUGGACCCGGUACAGGAGAUACAAGUCCCAGGACACCUGGGCCAAGAUCCCAUCGGAGGAUGACCCCCAGCGGUUGCCUGACCCCUUCAGCGACAUCUCUGUGGGGGGUUGGGAGAUCACAGACGAGCCCGUGGGCCGCCUGUCCGUGUGGGCUGUGUCUCUGCAGGGGAAGGUGUGGUACAGAGAGGACGUCAGCCACCCCAACCCCGAAGGCUCGUCGUGGUCCCUGGUGGACACCCCAGGGGAGGCAGUUCAGAUCAGCUGUGGGCCCCACGAUCUGCUGUGGGUGUCGCUCUGGGAGGGACAGGCCUUGGUCCGGGAAGGAAUCAACAGGAACAAUCCCAAAGGAAGUUCGUGGUCUGUGGUGGAGCCUCCCACAUCUGAAAACGGGAUCCUGCACGUCUCCGCAGGAGUCGGUGUCGUCUGGGCCGUCACCAAGGACCGGAAGGUUUGGUUCCGAAGAGGCGUCAACUCUCACAACCCCUGCGGCACCAGCUGGAUCGAGAUGGUUGGAGAAAUGAUGAUGGUGAACGUGGGGCUAAACGACCAGGUCUGGGGCAUCGGCUGGGCGGACCGGGCCUUGUACUUCCGUCAUGGCAUCACCCAGAGCGAGCUCAGCGGGAAGACGUGGAAGGCCAUCGUCGCUGGCCGGGAGUGUGACGGCUCACACUCGGGCAGCUUGUCCAGCCUCCUCAGCGCCGGCUGCUUCUUUGGUGACGAGGUGAGGGGUGGUGGCGAGUCUCGUGUGCCAAGUGACUCGGAAGCCAAGAGACCCAGGCCUGACCCUGAGCAUGAUGUGGAGGUUGCCAGCCCUGCCUCCACCCCGGCCGAGCUGCCCUGGACCAACAUCGACCUGAAGGAGGCCAAGAAAGGGCCCAGCCAUGCGGCCGCCGAGGCCACCAACCUCUCCUCGCUGGCACUUCUCCCGCUGGGCCUGGAGGAGCCCGACAGCACCAACUGCCAUGCGCUGUGGGCCUGGGUGUCCGGAGGAGGCUGUGCCGUGGAGGCCCACACCCCACUCAAGUGGUUCACCGUCCACUCGGGCCUGUCCGCCUCCAUGCAGAUGCUCUCGCUGUCCAUCACGCCGGCCCAGACCACCACCUGGCGGAAGCAGAUCUUCCAGCAGCUCACAGAAAGGACCAAGCGGGAGCUGGAGAACUUCCGACACUAUGAGCAGGCCGUGGAGCAGUCGGUGUGGGUGAAGACGGGAGCCCUGCAGUGGUGGUGCGACUGGAAACCCCACAAGUGGGUGGAUGUCCGUGUGGCCCUGGAACAGUUCACGGGCCACGACGGGGUUCGGGACAGCAUCCUUUUCAUCUACUACGUGGUCCACGAGGAGAAGAAGUACAUCCACGUGUUCCUCAACGAGGUGACGGCGCUGGUCCCCGUGCUCAGUGAGGCCAAGCACUCCUUCGCCGUGUACACCCCCGAGAGGACACGGCAGAGGUGGCCUGUGCGCCUGGCCGCUGCCACCGAGCAGGACAUGAGCGACUGGCUCGCCCUGCUUGACCUGUCCUGCUGCGAGAGCCGCAGGGUGCACGGCCGCCCCUCCCCGCAGGCCAUCUGGUCCGUCACCUGCAAGGGGGACGUCUUCGUGAGCGAGCCCAGCCCAGACCUCGAGGCCCCCGAGCACUGGCUGCCCUGUGACCAGAUGUUCUGGCGGCAAAUGGGAGGCCACCUGCGGGUGGUGGAGGCCAACAGCCGGGGCGUGGUGUGGGGCAUCGGCUACGACCACACGGCCUGGGUGUACACGGGUGGCUACGGCGGAGGCUGCUUCCAAGGCCUGGCCAGCAGUACCAGCAACAUCUACACGCAGUCGGACGUAAAGUGUGUCUACAUCUACGAGAACCAGCGCUGGAACCCCGUCACGGGCUACACCAGCAGGGGUCUGCCCACCGACCGGUACAUGUGGAGUGACGCCACGGGCCUGCAGGAGUGCACCAAGGCCAGCACGAAGCCCCCGUCCCUGCAGUGGGCCUGGGUUUCUGACUGGUUCGUGGAUUUCAGCGUCCCUGGAGGCACGGACCAGGAGGGGUGGCAGUACGCCAGCGACUUCCCUGCCUUGUACCACGGGCACAAAACCAUGAAGGAUUUCGUCAGGAGAAGGUGCUGGACCAGAAAGUGCAAGCUGGUGACCAGCGGGCCCUGGCUGGAGGUGGCCCCCAUCGCCCUGGGGGACGUGUCCAUCAUUCCGGAGAGCCCGGGUGCCCACGGGAGCGGGCCCGGCAUCGCACUCUGGGCCAUCAGUGACAAGGGGGACGUGUUGUGCCGUCUGGGCGUGUCCGAGCUCAACCCCGCGGGCUCCUCCUGGCUGCAUGUGGGCACCGACCAGCCCUUCGCCUCUGUCUCCGUCGGGGGCUGCUACCAGGUGUGGGCCGUGGCCAGGGACGGUUCCGCCUUCUACCGUGGCUCCGUGUCCCCGUCCAAGCCGGCUGGCGACUGCUGGUACCUCAUCCCAUCUCCUCCCAAACAGAGGUUGAAACAGGUGUCCGUGGGGCACACAGCAGUGUUCGCCUUGGACGAAAACGGGAACCUGUGGUACCGCCAGGGGGUCACACCCAGCUACCCGCAGGGCACCAGCUGGGAACACGUGUCCAACAACGUGCGCCACGUGUCCGUGGGGCCCCUGGACCAGGUCUGGGUCAUCGCCAACAAAGUCCAGGGGAGCCACAGCCUGAGCCGGGGAACUGUGUGUCGCCGCACGGGUGUGCAGCCCCUGGAGCCCAAGGGGCAGGGCUGGGACUAUGGCAUCGGGGGGGGCUGGGAUCACCUGUCCGUCCGGGCCAGUGCCACCAGGGCCCCCAGGAGCUCGUCCCAGGAGACAGCUGGCAAGUGGAGAAGGGAGCAGGGCCUCCCCAGUGGGCCCUCGAAGGUGGACGGUGCCCCGCAGGAGACCCCCAAUCCCGUCUGCUGCUGA
Molecule: messenger RNA, 3402 nt
Organism: Lipotes vexillifer (Yangtze River dolphin)
Lineage: Eukaryota; Metazoa; Chordata; Mammalia; Artiodactyla; Lipotidae
Gene: TECPR1
Product: tectonin beta-propeller repeat containing 1
Exons: 24
Coding region: 1-3402 (1133 amino acids)
Cellular component (GO): membrane
Source: RefSeq, a predicted model, not a curated record